Micropterus salmoides (largemouth bass) is the source of this 2435-nucleotide messenger RNA. RefSeq names its product phospholipid phosphatase 1a (gene plpp1a). Gene Ontology annotation, biological process: phospholipid metabolic process; signal transduction; phospholipid dephosphorylation. Bases 425 to 1261 code for a protein of 278 amino acids. Gene Ontology annotation, molecular function: phosphatidate phosphatase activity. The record is from RefSeq and is a predicted model, not a curated record. Lineage: Eukaryota; Metazoa; Chordata; Actinopteri; Centrarchiformes; Centrarchidae. The transcript has 6 exons.
CACAGCCGCAGUUGCCCACGGAGCUUUCCGGGUUCGUCAAACGGCGUGUUUCACUCAUCGGCACUGGACAGGUGUUCGUCUAAAUGACCGGUGUUUGAGUUGUUUGUUUUUAUUCAACAGCUUUAAAAUCACCAUGAGAGGCCUGUGGAGUUAUCGGCUCUGCUGCAGUUCACCACCCCCCAACAACAACAACAACAACAAGAGCAGAGUCAGCAGAGCGACGCGCAUUAUUUCUCUUGAUAUGUGCUUUCCUUAGGAGGGCGUAGACGUUUCAGUGUGGGUUUAAAUCCCUUGCUGUUGCGAUUUUCUGCUCUCACACAUCGGAAACUAGCAGCGACAUCCCAAGGAGGAGCGUCCGUAGGCUACCCCUGGUGUUUAUUACAAGAGAGGACGCACCGCGAGUCAGAGACUGACAAGAGCAAACAUGUUCGAGGCGAGAGGAAUCUCCUUUGUCCUGCUGGACAUAGCCUGUCUUAUCAUAGGAGGCCUGCCUCUGGCAGCCUUUAACCUGGGUAAGAUCCACCCCUUUCAGAGGGGCUUUUUCUGUAACGACGACAGCAUCAUGUACCCUUUCCACAAGAGUACAAUCACCUCCACAGUGCUCUACACUGUGGGCUUCGCGCUGCCCAUUAGCUGCAUGAUCAUUGGCGAGUGCCUUUUAGUUCAUCUAAAGCGCAUCAAAUCCAAGUCCUCGUUCGGCAGCUACAUUGCCUGUGUUUACAAAGCCAUCGGUACCUUCCUUUUCGGCGCUGCCAUGAGCCAGUCUCUGACCGACAUUGCCAAGUAUUCUAUUGGCCGGCUCAGACCACACUUCCUGGAUGUGUGCAAACCUGAUUGGACACGUAUCAACUGUUCAUCAGGGGCUUAUAUUGAAGACUUCCCCUGCACUGGAGACCCGACGAGUGUCACUGAGGGCAGGCUUUCCUUCUAUUCCGGCCAUUCCUCUUUUUCCAUGUACUGCAUGCUGUUCCUGGCUCUGUACCUGCAGGCUCGACUCCAGGCUGAAUGGGCGAGGCUACUGAGACCGACAAUCCAGUUUUUCCUGAUUGCUGCCUCAGUCUUCACAGGAUUGUCCAGGGUGUCCGAUUAUAAACAUCACUGGAGUGAUGUGCUGACUGGACUCCUGCAGGGUGCCCUCAUGGCAAUCCUGGUGGUCUUCUUUGUGUCUGACUUUUUCAAGCCACACAAAGAGUCCCAUAAAGAAGAGGACAUCCCGCACACAACCCUGCAGGAGACCCCAACAAAUGGAAACCCACUUUGAGAGUCCCAAUUAAGCUAAUCAACAGGUGGAGGAUGAUACCUCUGCUCUGUCCCAAAUGCACACCCUCCAGGAUCCCAGCUCUCUAGCCUUUCAUCUCAUGCCAAUUCCCAAUCGACACCCUGCAUGGAUUUACACUGUACUUGAUUUUACUUCAAGGAAGAAAGUGGAUGACAUGUGCAUCACCCAGAAGUAACCUUUGGAAGCUACACCUCAGGACUGUUCAGAUUUUAAAACUUUAUAAUUUUAGGUAAUUUGCUGUCUUGUCCACCAAUUCUCCACCUGGAAGGAAAGUGUUGAGACUACCUGUCCAAGCCUCAUAGGUUAGGGGCUAGAGAUUCUGUAAGGACAGGAGCCAUUAAGCAUGUAUCUACUGAGCUGGUGGGAAGACUUAACUGCAGGCACCCACUCAAGGGUCUGACCACUGCUGAGAGAGAGAGGAGGGUUGGAAACCUGUGAAUGUAACCUCGCUUUGUGCUUUUUCCUGACCUGGAGUCAGUCUGUUCAAGGAUCUGAUGGGGUCAGUUUUUAGGUCGACUCCAGCACCCAGAGACACGUCUGAGUCUCAUAACUGUUGCCUUAAGUCCAGUGUUAAUUAAAGGGCUAAUUAUAAGAGGAAUGUUUGCUUCUCAAGGCUUGAAUGUGCUGGAGGCUAUAGCUGGUCCUAAACCACUGCUUCACAUCUGGAGCUGCUGACUCCAGGCCACUGCCACCUUAUUCUCCAACUGUCUAACCUAAUGUAGUCGAGGAGGAAGCUCGACUUUUAUCAUGUUUGGUUAGAGAGUUGAAGAGUAGACGGUCAGUUUAAGUCCUGUGUUGCCUUUGCUGGACUGCUGCUAUCACAGCUCCAUGUGUAUCUAAGAACUAAUAAACUCAAGUGAAGCGACAGUGUGCUUUUGUAUCCUCUGUAUGUAAAAACAAAUCUCCAUACAGAUGUUUAUUGAAAAAAAUGUUACAAAUAUGUACAAAUGUCUAAAAUAAGAAGGAAUAAAGGACAAAUAAAGCCAUUUUACUUAUUAACAUGACCACAAAUGAAACAUAAGUGUUAUAUUAUGUCAUGAGCUGUCACGUAGAAUUAAAGCAUGAAUUGUGUUGUUUACUUUCUCAAAUAUAUAAAAUGUCAUUUUAUGCACCACUUUCUCAUGUAAGCAAACAUAAUAAAAGCAUAAAUGUUCAA